AUGAAAACGUUUAUAUAUCUUUGUGUCAUACUUUUUACGAUUAUUCUGGCUGCCAAUGCAACGCCCACAAUCAGUUCCAACGAAAAUUCGAUUCCCGUAGUGAAUCGCAAUCAACUGGAGGAGGGGUUUAUGCGAAAACUGAAGAUGAAAUGUAACCAAAGGGAUAACAACUCUUGCUUAAUGCUGAAAUUGAAUGUGUACAUGAAUCGAAUAUUUAAAAAGUCCACCAUCGAUAUCAAUGACUACAUCAGAGUUACAGAAAACAGGCAUAUGGAAGAAAUUGCAGAUGAUCCAGAGGAUGAUUUAUUAUUGGCACGUUCCAUUAAUUCAGAUGAUGAAACUCUUGGUCUACUCGUGGCAAAUAAAAUAUGGAAAUUUAUACGUUCGCGCACAUUGCGUUACAAAUUUACAGAUAAUGCCGAUUUUGUGGUAACAACAGAACCAAAAGGAAAUCUUAAUUUGGGUGUUUCAAUUAGUCCAAACGUAGCAAUGGAGGAAGGACGUGGUAGGCUUAGACAUAUAAUACCACUGCUGUUGGUGAUGACGACUAAGGCCGGUGUUAUUGGUGCCCUUAUACUAAAAGGAUUAUUUUUAUUAGCUGGCAAAGCAUUAAUUGUAUCUAAGAUUGCGUUACUCUUAUCUGUUAUCAUAGCACUGAAAAAGCUUAUGUCACAGAAGAAGCAUGUAGUAGAAAUACCACAUCAUGAUAGCUACAAUUCAGGUUGGGCGCGUGCGUUAGAUGGUUUUCUGGAAGGUAUGGCUGACAUGCCAGCACAAUUAAGUGAACAAGACGCACAUGAAAUGGCUUUUACGGCACAAAAACCAACAUAA
This is a messenger RNA of Teleopsis dalmanni, 831 nucleotides long. RefSeq lists its product as uncharacterized. The record is from RefSeq and is a predicted model, not a curated record. The transcript is spliced from 3 exons. Lineage: Eukaryota; Metazoa; Arthropoda; Insecta; Diptera; Diopsidae. The coding region runs from base 1 to 831 and encodes 276 amino acids.